CGUCCAAGCCAUGAAACAGAAAGAGGAGUUGGUGACGCUGGAAAAACGGAUGGACUUCUCCAAGGUCAACCCUCUUCCUCAAUUCAGCCAGGGUCGCUGGCUCCUUCACGAAGGAGAACUCCGGCAGGUCCUAGUCCAAGAGGCCGGAUUCGGCUACCGGCCCCAGGUCAGCAUGAAGACCAUUUAUCUGCACCUGUUCAACGACUUGCUGCUGCUUUCUCACCUCAAGGAAGACGGGCGCUUCUUGGUGACGGACUACGCCUGGACUGCUCACGUCAAAGCUGAGCUUUUCAGAGCAAAAUCCUUGGGACUCCCAGAAUGGAGCUUCUACCUCUCCCUGGCCCAGAACCACAGAGAGGAAAGCAGAGAUCUGGUCCUCAAGGCAGGCAGCGAGGCCCAGAGACAAGACUGGAUUUCAUGGCUAACAAGCCACUGAAACCUCGAGGCAGGAAUUUCCCAGGAGUUUCCAUCUGACUCCCUACCUCCGCUAGGCCUGGAUGCUUCCAAUGAGCAAAGGGGACAUCUUAAAUCGGAACUACCCACGGAAGACU
Ahaetulla prasina is the source of this 551-nucleotide messenger RNA. Its product is annotated as rho guanine nucleotide exchange factor 16-like. The record is from RefSeq and is a predicted model, not a curated record. Gene Ontology annotation, cellular component: nucleus; cytoplasm. Lineage: Eukaryota; Metazoa; Chordata; Lepidosauria; Squamata; Colubridae. The transcript has 4 exons. Gene Ontology annotation, molecular function: guanyl-nucleotide exchange factor activity. Bases 11 to 436 code for a protein of 141 amino acids. Gene Ontology annotation, biological process: activation of GTPase activity.